Drosophila suzukii is the source of this 568-nucleotide messenger RNA. RefSeq names its product Chorion protein 15 (gene Cp15). NCBI's taxonomy places the organism in Eukaryota, Metazoa, Arthropoda, Insecta, Diptera, Drosophilidae. The record is from RefSeq and is a predicted model, not a curated record.
AUUUGUGUAUAUAGGUCACGUAAAUAUCCAGGCUAAUUUUUGUGUAUAAAAGCGGGGCUUUCUGGUCGGUAAAUCAUAGUUUGAUUGAUUACCCCAAACCAACAAAACUAAGCACUCACCAUGAAGUACCUGAUCGUCUUUGUUACCUUCGCCCUGUUCGCCUACAUCAACGCCAGCCCAGUGUACGGCAACCGAGGAGGAUAUGGUGGUGCCUAUGGUGGUAUUCCGCGAGUCGUCUACGAGGAGGUUCCCUCUUACGCUCCCCGUGGAUACGGCAGCUAUCCUCGCAGCCUGGUAUCGGAGGGUAAUGGUGGCAGGGCCGCCGCUGCCGCCGCCGCCGCCGCCGCUGCUGUGAAUCCCGGAAGCUACCGCCAGUACGCCGUUCCCUCCUACGAGAUCGACGGUGGACGCGGCAUCGAGUUGGGACGUGGCUAUGGACCCGUAGGAUACUAAAUCCCGAAUCUAACUAUCGACCCCUUGCUCAAAGUCUCGAGUGGCUGUCCCAGCGAAACUCUGAGAAUCGACCAAUAAAAACAACCUGAACGCAAUGGAAAAUAUCGAAUCAAAA